AGGUCAAGGCGUGACCCCAUUGUUUUCCCCAAAAACUUCCCCAAGUAUACAAUUUGCGACAAAUUUUUACGUAGUAUCACUGGUAGUUUGACCAACAUACGUAGCAGAAGAUAUCAAUAUCUCUCUUCCAGUUCCACUGUUGUAUACGACCUCUACUUAAAGCGACAUGUCGGUAGUUGCCAUAUUUAUUGAUGUGACCACGCGACGACCCUCUUGCCUCAGCUGGGGCAAUGGUCCGGGAGCAGGUCAACAUGAUGUAAUAUCUUCACCUGUGGCAUGCUAAGAAAGUAGAAAGACCACGUAAUGUUUAGCACAGACAAAAGCAAAAAAUGCAAAUAAAUCAACCUUGAAAAAACAAAACAAGAGUAGCCGCUGGUAUACAGCGAGGCUAUCGGUGACGAGCAUCUACUUUGACACAGCUCUUCUACUACAAGUAGUGGUGGUCCAGGUGGACCACAAUAUCGGAUCCCGCCAUGUUUUCCAUUUUUGGGAAAGCGUCAACAGCCUCAUCUUCGAACAGUGGUGCUGCAACGACUCAGGUAGUAGACCACGGGGGAGCCAGCACGACGGGCGCCGAUCAUACGAACGCAACCGGCGAUGCAAAAAAUGCGGUACAACAAGCUGUAGUUGCGCCUACUUCCUCUCUGGUGAAUCCAACUGGCGCCGCAGGACCAGGAGGCCCUGGCGUAGCAGCUCAACACCAGCAGCAUCAAUCGGGCGGUCAACAAGGGUUAUCUUCGUCUUCCACCCGUCCGCCCUUGCCGUCCAUCCAGGACGACUACAAUCUGAGCAUUUGCAAGGCCGCCGCCACCUUCCCCGACGAUGUGGCGGCUUUCGCGAAGGAGCUGGAGGAGCGAAUAGGCGCGGAGAACCAAAACGUGUUGCAACAUCUGACGAAGCAUGAUCUGUACCGGUUCAUACGAGCGCGAAAGGGCAACCUGGAGCUCGCGCUGGAAAUGCUCCGGGAUCACGUGGCCUGGAGGCAAAGGGUGCUGGAGCAUGGUGCCGCUUCUACUUCGAAUGUCGGGGGUACUAGUAGUACGUCGGCGCAGAGUCAGAGUGGUGGUGCUGCUACUACUUUCAACACAGGAGUAGAGCCGCCUCCUGUGAAGAUGAAAACACCAGCUAUCGAUCCGAAGCAGGUGCUCGACCAAGCACUGAAUUGCACCCAGGAACAGCGGUUGAUCUCGGACUCGCAGGAAAGCAGCAUGAAGAAUUGCUACGCGUUCGGGUGGUGUGGCCGCGACCGCGACGGCCGGCCGGUGUACGUGGAGCGGUUAGGGGGGAUUGUCUCCAAGGAAGUGGAGAAGAUUUUCGACAUUGAUCGGAUCGAGCUGAUGCUUUACGUCCAGCAGGAACACACCCGGCGGUACAAGUAUCUAGCGGUGUCCCGGUUGAACGUAAUGGAGGCACAGAAGGUGCGGGACGAAAUCGGAGCCAGUGGCGUUGCGGACCUGAUAAACAACGCUAAUUCAGAUAGUGUCGUGGUCACCACCCGGACUAAAACCCGAAGCAAAGACAAAAACAAACCACAGCACUAUCCCCCUAGCACUACUAAUACCUCCCAACAAGGCGGGGACGCAGCUGCAGCAGCAGCAGCAGCCACAGGGGUGGCAAACGGAAACAGUUCUGCCACGACGAUAUUAAAGACGCCCGCCGCGGGCCUCCUCCAGGAGCGAAGGGAGUUGUUGAUUUACCAGAACACCGUGUUGCUCGAUUUGCGUGGCGGAGCGGUUCGGUCCAUCAUGUGGUCUUCUGUGACGCGGAAGAUGAUCCAGCUGCUUGCGCGCGUCAACAGCCACAACUACCCCGAGUCCUGCGCCAAGAUCCUCGUGGUCGGCGCCCCCUGGGGGUUCGAGACGUUUUUCGAAAAAAUCGUGAAGCGGUUUUUGGAUCCCAAAGUCGCGGAAAAAGUGGUUCUGAAAGCGAAACUGCAGGACAUCUACCCCUACAUCGAACCCGCGCAGCUGCCGGACUGGAUGGGCGGCGACGUGCCGUUGGACCGGGUUUUGAACGACUGGCACCCGGAUCACGCGUGGAACGACCAGGAGUUCCUUCAAUCCGUGGCCGGGAAGCAAAACAGCCAGCGGCUGUGGGAGAACUUGCAACUUUUACAAGACGACUAUCAAAAGGAAAAAUCCCCCCCCAUACAGAACAGGUAUGUUUCUAAAAAUUUGUGAUGCAGAUUUGUGACCACAAAUACUUCACUUCACUUCACUCCUGUCUCUCUUGCCAGAGGGCAAACGCAGAGACUCCGCCACGACAUGCAGGCGAUCUGUAAUGCUGCAAGGCCUAUAGGGCAGACGUCUGCCAUGCUAGGCCCCUACACCAAGAGGCCCCCCCUUAGGCUUACGAUCUGCGUGCAGUCCUUUACUGCAAGACAAAUGUGACUUGUGUACUCAAAUACAGCAACACAAAUUUUUUCGUUUUCGAUAUGGGGAGGGGGGAUUUUUCAUUUUGAUAACGACGUGUACGGACAAAGCAGCGGCGGCGGCGUUCCUGGAACGAUAGCCACGAACACAGCAGCAGCAGCAGGAGCGUCGAUAACUAGUACAACUUCCGGGAAUACUACAACAUGGCCAGCUUCCACCCUGCUGACUGAUCCGUUUCAUUCCCUGGAGGCCAAAAUCCAGAUACCGACGAUCUUGCAGGGCGGCACCUCCAUCGUGCCGAGUCCGAAAUCCUUGAACCCAAAAUCGUUCAACAAACUGUUCUCUCGGUCUCGGUCUAGCAGCAAGCAGAACGAGAAGGAAAAUGUUAAAUCGCAACUACAAACGGAAACAGAUCAACAUGUCGAUUGGUUCGUUUCUUCGCCGACCGCUAAUCGUGCGAGCGGGAGCGCGAAGGAGUAUUACAAAGUCGAUUUCGCCGCGCCGCCGAGCAGUGGAGGCGUCGAUCUUCCUGUAGUUGUUCGAGCAGAGGGCGAAUCGGUACUAUCCCCAGAACAAGUUGUAGUCCCGCCGGGCAGCCCGGCGGACUCUAUUUUUGACAUCAAAGUCGUGCGGCAAACCUCUUCCUCCACGACUGGCGGCCUGGAAAACGGGAGCUCCCCGCGAAACAAUUUCACCGACAUUGACCGCACGUUGAGUGACAACAAUUCCUUCUCUACCUCCGCACACUUGAAGGGCAGCACGUCCAGCCUGGCCACCUCCGCGUCGACUACCAACAGCACGAACGCAUUAACUACGGCUUCACAGCAGUUGGGCACCAGCGGUGCUACAACGACUACGGGUAACGUGAUAAUAGAAGGGAUAGAGCAGGACGAGAGCGCCGGGGAUUUGUGUACAACUUCUGCGGGGUUUUUUGGUAGAAGAAGAGAUAGCUCAAGCUCCUCAUCUUUUCAACUCUGUUCAGUCGACCUGUUCACAAAUCCCUUUCUGGCCACGUGCGGUAAAAACGAGAGCACCCGCGCGGCUGUUGCUAGUGCCGCGACAACAGCAACUGAAGACUCGGAUCGCAGCGCUAGUGCCGUUGCUAGUAGGUCGUAGCAUAAAUGGCAGGACCACAGUAGUACUGUCGCGAAUUCUAUUCCACAUGGAUAGGAAAUCACUUCCACAUCUUCAUACUAAAAACUUACCGGGAUAAGUAUCUCUUUUGUAUACCAUUUUCAUCUUGUUCGGCACCAAUCAUCUGGGAAUAAAGGAAAAGAAUUAUAAAUAUAGAUACGUAAACAUCGACAUCGUUUCUUAUUCUUUGUCUGCCGCCUGAGCAAUACUUGCGCCAUGAUGUUGAGGUAAGAACGAAAGCCUCGUCAAACAGAGCGCCAGGUAGUACUUACUUAUUACUCAGCCCAUACU
Amoebophrya sp. A120 is the source of this 3797-nucleotide messenger RNA. Lineage: Eukaryota; Dinophyceae; Syndiniales; Amoebophryaceae. The record is from the annotation of a GenBank genome assembly.